Penaeus monodon (black tiger shrimp) is the source of this 969-nucleotide messenger RNA. RefSeq lists its product as uncharacterized. Lineage: Eukaryota; Metazoa; Arthropoda; Malacostraca; Decapoda; Penaeidae. The record is from RefSeq and is a predicted model, not a curated record. The transcript has 5 exons. Bases 141 to 941 code for a protein of 266 amino acids.
AUCUUCCCUCCCGGAAAAAAGGACCUUCGAAAAUCCGGCCAACAGAGGACCUUACCCAUCACCCUCCUGCAGGAGAAGACUGGAGGAUCCGUCUCGCAGGACCCCUCGAGGCUGAGGACCCGAGGGUGAUAUCGUGGGUGAUGGAGGAGCACCUGAGUCCUCCUUCAGACCUGCCUUAUAACCUCGACCUCGGGACUAAUGUCGACUUCACGAAGCUUCAGUACUGGCAGAGGGUUCAUCAGGGGAUUCUGGACGUGCUGCGGGGGAAGCGCGGCGGCUUCUUCCUGGAGGCGGGGGCGCUGGACGGCUACUACCAGUCCAACACGUUCUUCCUGGAGCGGGACUUGGGCUGGACCGGCCUCCUGGUGGAGCCCAACCCCGUGUUCUUCGAGGCGCUCCUCGCGCGCCACAGGAGGGCGUGGGCCACGGACCUCUGCCUCGGGACCAAGCCGUAUCCGGUGAAGACAGAGUUCUGGGUGCACACGGGCGCGGAUCCAAGGCAGAGUCUUAUCGCAGCGUCCCGGAGUGGUCUCCUGAAGGAACACCUGGAGAACUACGAAAACGGAGGACUCGAGAGCGGCUCAGUGGUGGAGGUCAACUGCGUGCCGGCCACCAGCGUCCUCUCCGCCCUCAACGUGACCCAGAUCGAUCUGUUUUCCCUCGACGUCGAGAACGCCGAAGUGGCCGUCUUGCAGUGGUUUCCGUUCGACAGGGUGCACGUCGAGGUGCUGGUGGUGGAGCACUGGACGUCGGGAGACCCAGAGGACGUCCAGGCCUUCGUGCGUCUGGUGGAGAGCAAGGGCUUCUCCUUCUACCGGAGGGACAACCACGACUACUUCUUCCUCCACCAGCGUCCGAGAUGGGUCCUCGCGCGCCCAGGAGACGAAGGCGCUGUGGACAACCUGGAGCCUUAUGAACCACUGACCGAAGGGCGUAAAUGAUAAUUCUGUCUUUUUUCUUUCUUUUUGA